CGAAUGGUCUGUUGUUGUGUACUUGUUCGUGGGCAUCGCCGCUGCCACGGUUAGUUUGUGUUCGUGUUUGGAAAAAAAACUAAAUUUUGAAUUAAAAAAAAAUUUCCCGGACGAGUUUUGUUUUUAUGAUAUAUCGUUAAUUACAAUAGUGUCCGUUGUGGAUUUCACAUUCGAAUGACUAAUAUAAACCACCGAAAGCGAGACAGCGAGGUUUAACCGUGUGAAUUAAUGAAUGCAUCGUGGACAGGGAUUUAGGACAUCUUCCCCAGAGAUCAUCAGUAGCAGACGAUCAGAGUGAAUCCGGACGAGGUGAACUGCAUUACGAAUCAUGAGCACGAGAUUCCAUAAAGCGGCUCAAGACGGUUUCGUAAACCUACUGAAAGAGGCGACCAAAAGAGAUUGUAACGCCAAAGAUGAUGACGGAAUGACGCCAACCCUUUGGGCGGCUUUCAAAGGUCACCUGGAAGCGUUGAGGAUACUCGUUGGCAGAGGCGGUGACCCGGAAAAAUGUAAUUACCAUCUUGGACAAAAUGCGUUACAUCUGGCCGCGUCUAAAGGACAUUUGAGUUGUGUGACCUUUCUUGUCGGCUUCGAUGUUAACUUGUGGGCUUUAGACUUGGACUUUCUCACUGCAAUGCAAUUAGCAGCCAUACAUGGUAAAUCGCAAGUACUCCAAUACUUGGAUAAAGCGGCCGCAUCUCAAAUAAUGCAAAACAGGAAAAAAGUUGAAUCUAAGAAAGAAAAGGCUCAGAAAGACGCAGAACGUAACCAAAAGAAGUACGAAGAACGAACGAGAAAAGAAAGAGAAAAAGAAAAAAAGCAAAUUAGAAGGGUAGAAAAGGAAUAUUUGGGUGGUAACAAAGCAGAUUCGGAAACCGCCAUACCUACGGUUCGAUCAAUUCCUUUGUCUUUGCGCAAAUCGUCAUCGGACCUGUCCUGUAAGUCGUUUACAGAGAUCGUUGGAUCCGGUACCGUGAAAAAACCAUUUGUUAGCUCUGGUGGGGUGAAAAAGAUAUUGGACAGGAAAAUGAAGGCGGCAGCGGCAGCAGUGGACACGCACAAUAAAACCAACAAAYCGUCGUUCAAAUCGAUAAAAGAGGUCGAGGAUAGCACGAGUGUACGAACCAUAACGUCUAACGGAGAUUCGCAAAUUAUUUAUGUCAAUUCGUACGAGAACGAGAACGGAGGGAAAAGGGGCAGGAUUUCGGAUGUGUUUGAAUUGCACCGCACCAUUUCGCAACCGAACUUCCUUAUGGAUCUACAGAACGACGAUGACAAUAAUAAAGUACACUGGCACGAUCAAGGGAGCAUGUUCGAUCGACCAGGUUUCGGAAGCGUCGCGUUCAGGCAAAACGUGACCACAAUUCCAGUACCAGAUGUGUCUAGGGCGACUAUCGAAGACGAGGCGUGCAGUAUUGGCAGCGCUGGAAGUCUAGUGAAGCGGAACCAACCGAGCAGCACAAUGUCCUGGGACGAAUUUCAAAACAGCGACGAGGAAAACAUCGCACUGAACGGGCGCAGUACAAAGUGGUCGGCCGUGCACAAGUUCCUGGUGUCGGCAGGCGUCGGCGAGUACGUCAACAAGUUCGUCGAGCAACAGGUGGACCUGGAAGCGCUGUUCAUGCUCGACGACAGAGACUUGAUCUCGCUCGGUAUGCCACUGGGUCCGCGAAAGAAGCUGCUCGGCGCCAUCGAAGAGCGAGCGAGGAGAAGAUGUGCUCACGAAAAUAUUGGCGUCUGCUCCGACAAAAUGAUUCCCGAAAAAUCGCUAAAUGAGUGUUAAUCGAUAAUCUCAUAUAUAAAAAUAACACAUCACUAUAAUAUAUGUAUCGCGAGUAUUCGUUAUAGGUAGGUAUAUAGGUAUAAUACUGUGCAAUGCUGUGAUUUCGACACACUAAUAAAAUAAUAAUAUGCAUUAAAAUCAUGACACAAAAUCGUCCUGAAACUAAAAACUAUAUAAAUUUAUUUUUAAUAAACCAUGUAUUCAUCAAGCAUAAAAAAGCUGUUAAUUUCAUUUAUAAAUUAUAUCGAUUUUAAGUAUAUUAUAAUACAACCGAUCAUAGCGUUACGAAUAUUUUUCAUCUUUAUUCAUAAUUUAUUAUUACCGACAAGUCGUAUUGACAAUAAUCUAAAAUAGUAGAUCAUCUUUGAAAGUUAAGUUACAUAAUAUUAUAACAUCGGAAUUGACAAAGUGCCGAUCACAACCGCUAGAUUUUAGAAAAAAAAAACCAUAAACUACUCGAAGUAUAAUAAUAUGUUAUGCAAUUAGUAGCAUAUAAGUAUUUUUUUAUCGAGAGAAGGUAUACGAGUAUUAUUUUAGUACACAUUUACACACUCUAUCGGUAAUAAUGUUAAAAUAUGUAAAAUACAUUUCAAUCGAACUCAAUUUCUUCUACGAAAAAUACAAGUGCUGUCAUUAAAAUUCACAGUCAUGAACUGUAUAUAUAUAUAUAUAUAUAGUUUUUUAGUUGUAACCAUGCACAAAACCCCUUCGUCGGACUGUAUACAAAAGGCAAAAGCUAGGCAGACACUGAAAUUCGAUUUCGUCCUUAUACCGUUUAUAUGGACGACUAUUACUCGUGAUGUUUUUCAAUACGGUUUUGUUUCUUUUGGUCGACUCGAAUACGAAAAAUAAAUAUUAUGAACAUUCUAAAGUUUUGGAGACGAUAUCCACUGAUACGGUUAAAAACUAAAUCUUGAAUAAAAUAUUAUCACUCGGUGACUUUUAAUGAACAACAUAAGCGACAGGUACGCGGUACUUAUAAGCUAUUAACGACAUGGUAUAUAAUAAUACUAUAGGUAUGUAAUAGUGGUAUGUAUAGUAAUAUCGUGUAUAGGGUAUACUAAUAUUUUUAUGUAAUUUUUAUAAUAACUAAGAAUUAAGUCUGUACGCGAUUGCGUUUGUGCAUUAUUUCUUAAACUAUUGUUUUGCUUUGCUUUUGGUUUGGACUUUUACUUAAUAUUAUGUAAAUUCGUGUUUCGUGUUGUACUUUUUUUUUUUUAAUAAUUACAACGUAUGUUUCUAUUUUUUUUAGAAUAAUAUUUUAUAAGACUUAUAUAACAUAAUAUUAUCGUCCAAUAUGUAUACUGGCAAUGACAAUAGUAAUUAUUAAAUAAGGCUAUGCUUAUGAUUAUGUUAAUUUACCAAUAUAAUAUAAUUACCUAAGUAUUAGCAUUAGCCAUUAGAUUUGUACUUAAUUGGCACUUCGACAGACACUGUCGUUGAGAUCCGCCAAGUUAACAAAACACAUCUUAAGCUUUAUUAUAAGUAUUUAUUGUAUUUAAUAAAUCUAUUUGUGGCUAAUAAACCAAUGUAUAUAUGAUUAAUCUGGACUUAAACUAGAUAUUAGUGUAUUUUAAUUUAUUAACGGU
Messenger RNA from Diuraphis noxia (Russian wheat aphid), 3372 nucleotides. It is a transcript of the gene Sans, whose product is annotated as SAM_USH1G_HARP domain-containing protein Sans. The record is from RefSeq and is a predicted model, not a curated record. Lineage: Eukaryota; Metazoa; Arthropoda; Insecta; Hemiptera; Aphididae. Gene Ontology annotation, molecular function: protein binding.